AUGGCCCUUAGUUCAACUUCCGUCGGCAGAGCCUUUGGGUUCGGAAUCACAGAGAUCGCAUUCCUUACAGUCUAUGCAGUCACCGUACUUCUCAUACCGCGACUGGCCAUCGUGGCUCGCCUCACGAGUGUAGCCACAUUGUGUGCUCUCACCUACGCGCUGCAGAUCACAUUCUUCCAAUGGUGUGACAAUCCUCACUGGAGGGGAUUCGCCGCUGCAUCUCUUCCGGUCCAGUUUCUUAGCGCUUCAGAAAUAAUUUGGCACCAAAAUCCUCCUCUUCCUGCGGGUAAAACCGCAAUCAGUCGUGUUGUGGGGGCAAUCUCACUUCUCUGGAACAUGCGCCGCAUUGGAACGAAAUGGCAGGUACCAAAUGUCAAGACUACAUUCCUUACGCGAGCACAAUUCCUUCGGUGCAGGUUGGCUACAACCUUCGUCACCUACAUCAUCCUCGACGCAUUCAUUUCCGCACCUGCACCGGCUCCGUCCCUGAUUACUUCCGAUAAACAAUCACUUUUGUUUAAGAACAUGUCCUCCAAGGACAUCGCCUUUCGCAUCAUCGGAUCUGUAUCCUACUGGUUUACCGGAUUUCUUUAUGUCCUCGUCGUCUCUAAUUUGAUUGCUAUCGCCCUGGUUGCGACGGGUCUUAGCUCCCCAAGCGAUCGUCCGCAGCUCUUCGGCUCAGUCAAGGAUAGCUACACACUUCGCAACUUCUGGGGAGUCGUAUGGCACUCAUGCCUCCGCAGCUGUCUUAUCAGUCACGCUGACUUUGUCGCUGAUAAAAUCCUCCGCUUUCCGCGAGGCACGCUGCUUUCCCGGUACACGCGCAUCUUCUCGGCCUUUCUCAUCUCCGGUAUUAUCCACGCUAUCUGCGAGCGUGGUAUGGGUGUAUCGGGCAAGGAAGGCGGCGGACUCGUUUUCUUCCCGGCACAGGCACUUGGAAUUAUGUUGGAGGAUGGCGCGCAGUGGGUUGCAGGAUCAAGGUCUCAGCAUUGGCGACUAAGGCAAAUCAUUGGGUACAUUUGGGUUGUGGCAUUUCUGUCGUGGGCGAGCCCGGCCUGGUUCUAUCCACAUCUGAGAGCAGGAAACGACCCCGGUUCUUUGCUACCCGUAAGGGCAGUAAACCGCUUACUCAAGUUCUAA
Aplosporella prunicola CBS 121167 is the source of this 1140-nucleotide messenger RNA. RefSeq lists its product as uncharacterized. The coding region runs from base 1 to 1140 and encodes 379 amino acids. Lineage: Eukaryota; Fungi; Ascomycota; Dothideomycetes; Botryosphaeriales; Aplosporellaceae. The transcript has a single exon. The record is from RefSeq and is a predicted model, not a curated record. Gene Ontology annotation, biological process: lipid metabolic process.